Molecule: messenger RNA, 3729 nt
Organism: Drosophila ficusphila
Lineage: Eukaryota; Metazoa; Arthropoda; Insecta; Diptera; Drosophilidae
Product: GPI inositol-deacylase
Exons: 10
Coding region: 80-3019 (979 amino acids)
Biological process (GO): GPI anchor metabolic process; endoplasmic reticulum to Golgi vesicle-mediated transport
Cellular component (GO): endoplasmic reticulum
Molecular function (GO): phosphatidylinositol deacylase activity
Source: RefSeq, a predicted model, not a curated record
UCUAGCGGAACGCUCAUCUCUAGGGGAACAACAACAAAACUGCGACAUAAACAGAGAUAUGAAAAACUAAAAAACGACGAUGUUUAUGUUCCGAAACUGCGCUGUUUUGCUUGUGCUCGGCUCCAUCUGUUGUUUCCUCUACGGCCUGUUCCACUUGUACGUAGAGGUGGAGCCCAAUGCCUGCCGGAUGACCUACAUGUUCGGCGAGCCUAUGUUUGCGAAAGUGGGGGUCAAGGGAGGCGAUCAGUAUCCAAACUAUGGCCUGUACUACUACUACGAGGGCCUGCGACAGCCGCUAGAUCCACUAAAGCGACGGAUGACGGGUGCCCCGGUGAUUUUUGUGCCCGGCAACGCCGGCUCUUUUAAGCAGGUGCGCUCCCUGGCCUCCGUGGCUCUGCGCAAGGCAAUGUCCAACGACGAGGGACUCCAUUUGGACUACUACACCAUCGACUUUGACGAGGAGCUGUCCGCUCUGUACGGAGGCUAUCUGCCUCGCCAGCAGAGCUAUCUAAAACUAUGUAUCCGCACCAUCCUGUCGAUCUACGAGGGCCACGCUGAACAGCCCUCUAUCGUGUUGAUCGGCCAUUCUAUGGGUGGUAAAUUGGCACAGUCGGUGUUAGUAGACCCCGCCAUUGGGCAGCACAUCAAUGCCAUUGUCAGCAUCUCGACGCCGCUAGAUCAGCCCGUGCUCAACCUGGACGCCAAGCUGGACAAGUUCUAUGUGCAGACAGACACUGCGCUUGGCAAGCUGCGGACUGCUACGGUGCCAACGAUGACCACGAAUGUCUGCGACAGUUUGCAUCAGCGGCCGCCGAGUGUGCAUCGAAUGGCUAGCCAGGACAGCUCGGCGCGGCUGGAUAACGUGCUGCUCAUCUCCACGGGCGGCGGCAACAGGGAUCUGCUGGUGCGCCCCGGACUUACCAGUUCGCGGUUCAACGAUCUGCACGCCAUGACCUCAGCUAUACCCAAAGUGAGUCUGAGCUGCGACCAUCUGUCCGCCGUGUGGUGCCUGCAGUUCAUGCAGGCCAUCAACCGCUUUCUCUUCAGCAUUGCCUACAUUCCCGAGGACCGCUCGUCGGUAGUCUUCGGCACCAACAAGCAGCGCAACCUGCAUGCGGCCCUGUCGACUUUUGUGAAGCCACGCAGGCGUCAGCAGAACACUGUGGGGCUCGGAAGCGCGGGAAACUGGCACGAAGAGCGCCGUCUGGUGAUCAACAAGUACUUUACCAACGGACUCAAAGGGACCUUCUUCGAUUUAAUUGGAUUGCAGAGGCAGGAGCGGUACAGAAAGGCUGCCAUCGAGGCCUUAAACGUGGAUGACGAAGUCUGGCUGUUUGGCUGCUCCGCCCAAGAGAACAAUAAGACAGGACAGCUUUAUUGCGAAAAGGCCACCUCACUGAUGCACCUUGUCCAGAGGCUGCCCAACGAAGAUCGCGAUCCCCGGAGCAUCGCCAUCUUGGAUCUGCACAACCUGCGUAAGACCUACGAGCAGUGGACCCAUGUCCUGGUGCGCCUGCCACCGAGCACCAAACGAAUCGGCUACAACCUGGACAUCUAUGACCCCCGAGAGCGGGUCACGGACAUCAGAAUGCCUCGCUGGUACACCAUGGCCAAGCUGCCGCUCGUAAACGAAACUCUGCAGGGCACGCUGCAUCAUAAAGUGCGCAUAUCCGAGAUGGUGGAUCCGUACCAGAGCAUUCGGGUGAUUCUGGAGCCAUUGCAGUGCAUCAGUUCGGAGUUCAGAGUGACCGCCCGGAUAUGUGUCCCCUGGGCAGCGGGCUUCGAACGUUUCCAAACUAUUAAAUCGUUUGACCAGAAACCGCAGUUGUAUGUUAAUGUGCCUACUCUAGUGCCCCGACACUACAACACUACCUUGAAUCCCGUCACCCUGGAUCUGUAUCUGGAUCCCACUUGUCGCUAUCGCAUCAGCUAUGAAUACUCAUACUCCUCGGCUCUGUCUCGACUGGUGCUCGAGUUUUACGGCUGGUUGCCGGCUCACCUGGUUUGCGUGUUACUGAUUGUGCUGCGGAAGCAAGUCGAGACCUUCCACGAGGUGGGAACAUUCCGCAGCCUGCGACCGUAUGUGGGUUACCUGCAGUACACCUCGCUCUAUGUGGUCACUGCUUGUCGUCUGCUUAAAAAGCUGAUUAUCACCACCCGCGUGCUGCCGGAGCCAGAGCCAUUGGACUACAGCAUCAAUGCCUCGAUUGUGAUCCAUUGCGCCGCCAUCGCCUUGUCCCUACUGGCCGUCCUGGGCACCUGGUUGGCCCUGACGCUUUAUGGCAACGCCUUCUACCGCCUGGCCCUGCGGAUCACACGCCUCUCCCAGGCCACCUCCAACGUGAUGAUCUCGAUCAUGACCCACUUGCCCAUCACGUACGGCAUCCUGACCAUUGCCACAGCCAUCGGAACCUGCAGCGGAGUUGGGCUCCUCCUGGCCUUUGUCUUCUACUUCCUGAUGCUGUCGAAUGCUUACAAGGACUAUCUGGAGGACUUUCUGUGGCAGAAGGCGGCGAAUUUGGUGCGUGGAAAACCUGCUUCUGUGGCUUCCACGGAGUCCUUAAGCGGCGAAGAGGCAGCAGGGGCGGAAGUUGCUGAACAGGCGGCGCUGGAGCCGAAGGACGAACAGCAGCAGGAGGAAGAAUCUGAGGACUGCGUGGGCCUGCAGAACUUCUCCUUCCACGUCACUUUGCUGUUGCUCCUGCUCGUGCAGCUGCUGCUCAACGGUCCCAGUAGUUUGGCCUGGGUGCGCAGUCGUCGAAAUGCCAUUGACCUGCCUGACCCGAGCUUGUAUCCGACCAUAGUGGUCCUGGGAUCACUUAGCUUGCUCCUGCAGCUGCGGGCCCCCCAGAAAUGCCAGGGCUACUGGAUGCUCUCCAUCGUGUUCUACGUUCUGGCCGGCGUGGUUCUGCUCUACUGCCAGGCGGCCAUCUACAGACUGACCUUCGUGAUUGCCGGCACCUUCGCCCUGCUGGCCGCCCAUCAAAGCCUCUGGAUCCUGUGGCGCCGCCUGUCCUAAGCCCAGUUUCAGCGUUUGUCCGCAUGUGUUAAUUUGUUAUUUAUUGCUACGUUAGUUAAUUCAAUCCGAGUUGGGCGUCGUGGCCACUGGCUUAUGUAAGCCGGCUGGUCGCGAGGCAAAUAAGCCCAGGUCGGGAUAUCUGUUGGCGGGAAGUCCAAACUGGGCCCGAAUGGGCGUUGCUCUCGAUUUGCCUCGAUCGCACAUUACACGCAGUAAACGUUUGACGCCUUUCGCCGCCGCUUUUGGAUAACGAUACCUCGUUAUCUCGGGAGGCGCACACGUCAAUCGCCAAUUGGGGUAAAUGUGUGAAAAUGACCAUAAACCGCAGUGCCGGUGGCCACACUCUCCAUCCAGAUUCUUGUUUCCUUUUAGCCAAAGACUUAACUCAUAGUAUUUGUUUAGCCCCCUUCGACAUUAUUUUGCCUGAGAUUCCGAGAUAUACAUAUCUGUUUUUUGUAAUCCCCAACAAACGUCUGAUAAGGUUGUGUAAAGUUUUUUUUAUAUAUCAGUUUCCUUGAAAGUGAAGACAAUAUUUAUUAUUUGUAGGUUUUUAAUUCGUCCACUAAUUGUAUUUUAAACAGUUACUUCCGAUCAACUAAUGCACAAGAGCCAAUAUAGAGCAAUAUAUAUAUUGUAAAUGUUCUCCCAAGUCAUUUUAGUUAGGCAGUUAUUAUAUGCAAAUAUAAUAAAACAGAUUUGCAAACUUAAAA